This is a messenger RNA of Planococcus citri (citrus mealybug), 888 nucleotides long. RefSeq names its product carbonic anhydrase 3-like. Lineage: Eukaryota; Metazoa; Arthropoda; Insecta; Hemiptera; Pseudococcidae. The record is from RefSeq and is a predicted model, not a curated record. The transcript is spliced from 6 exons. The coding region runs from base 1 to 888 and encodes 295 amino acids.
AUGUCCGAAUAUCACAUUCAUUUAAUUCUGGUGUUAUCAACACUGAUAGGACUGACAGCAGCUUCAAUUGGAACGACUUUACCAUUUACUGGACUUUGUCCGAUACCUAGCAAGACACCGGAACCUAUGAAUAUCGAAACCAGCCAAGCGAAAAAGAUUUUCACCUUUCCUCUGACAUUCAUUGGGAAUCAUGGACACCAAAAAGCUGUUUUGGUUAAUACUGGGCAUUCUGUCGAAGUGUUCCUAAAAGAACCAAAAACCGCGGAAAUAGUAAUCGGAGGCGUACUUGGUUUCAAUCUAUACGUUUACUCGAAAACAAGAUUUUAUUGGACAAAUGAGACAAAUGGCGAAGCUUACUCAACGGUCAAUGGCAAAAAUGGCUCUCCUUUGGAAGCGUCUGUAGUAUAUUACAAUUUGAAAUAUGGAACAUAUCGUGAAGCUUUAAAAUAUCGCGACGGUUUAUUCGAAGUUUUAUUUCGGAUACGUAUUGGAUCAAAAUCGAGUCGAAAAUUUGAGAAAUUCGGCCAAGCUUUAAGAAAAGUUCGACAACCUACUCAAGUGGCUACGAUUGAAUUGACAGACUCGUUUUUGUGGUUUGAAGAAUCUUUAACCAACGUUGCAUAUUUUGCCUACCCAGGAGCUGAGACGAAUGAAACCUCGCAUACAGUAUAUUACUGUACAACGACAGUCCUUGUGGAACAGAAUACAAUUCCGUCUAUAUCCAAAAAACAGUUUAAAGAAACAUUUCUACGUCUAAUCGGAGAUAAUGGAAACCCGCUGAUCAAUCAAAGGCCACAAGUACCUCAGGACAACAGACCAGUAGUAGAAUCUUUCGGAAUACUCUUGAUACGUCUCAAGAACGCCAUAAAUUUCCCAUCCGUCGAAUGA